AUGUCGCAAGCAAAGACUGUAUUCAUAGUGUUAGGAGAGAGCAAGUUUGAUGAAGAAUGUAUCCAAUAUAACAAGCUCCUGUACUCUGACACGAGCAGAGCAGUGAGUUCACGUCCCACCAGCAGAACAGUGCAUCUGUCUGCUGUCUGCUGCUUUACUGAGCUGCUCCUCAAACGCAAAGGGGAAGAGCACGUCUUCUGGGCGAUCACCUCAAAAGUUACGUAUUAUUUAAUCGUUUCUGAUUAUUUCAGAGAUUGGGUUAACGAAAGAACGCUAACAGAUAGCGAUGAAAAGCAUUGGAAAGGCUGCUUUUCGUCCUCAGCGCUCUGUGGCAAGCAACUGCGUUCUACAGUGAACUUGGCGAUCCGGCGCAGCAGCUCAUUUACUUCUAAACCCGCAGCAUCACGUCGCGUGCUUUUCACUUCUGCAUUAAACGCAGUGCUAGCCGGACCUCUGCUGGCGAGAAAGAAGGCAGCAGGACGGAGUCAGCGCAGCGAGGAGCCGUCACCGAUCUCGCACCGCAGCCGCUCGGCGCCGUCAGCCGCAGUCGCACAGACGCAGGUGCAGCGCUGCCUGCGGAUGCGUCCCUCACGGCCGGAGCCGCGCUCGGAGCUCGAUGGCGGGAAAGGCGCCCUCACACCGCCCCCGGCCGAGCAAGCCCAGGCAGGCCCGCGCCGUCGCUUUCCCGCCGCACCUCCCCCGGCGACCGUUAGCGGCGUCGCAUGGCACGCGGCGCGCGCGCGCAGAGCCCCGCCCCGCUCGCGCCAUGGCGGCGCCGCGGCUCCGCCGCUGACGGGAGCGGGCCGAGCCCCGCCGCCUCCGCCUCGCGCCGCCAUGCAGGAGCCCGACCCGGCGCGCCCCGCCGAGGAGAGCCCGGGAGGAGUCGCGGCGGGCGGGGGCCCGCCUGGCGAGGAGGCCUCGUGGCUGCGGCGGCUGGCGGAGGAGGCGCGGAGCGGCUGGCGGCUGAGCGCGGCCCCCUCCGAGCCGCCCGCGCUGACGGUGGCGGCGGUGGAGCGGUACCUGGCCGAGGCGCCGCCCGCCGCCCCGCGCUAUUGGUACGACGUGACGCUGGCGGACGGCGCGGGGCAGGAGCGCUGCUACCUGGCGCCGCGCCUCAGCCGCCUGGUGCAGCGCGCGCACCUGCACCCCGGAGCGCGCGUGCGCCUGACGCGCUGCUCCUACCUGUACGACGAGCGGCGGCUGCGGCGCGGCCUGCUCUGCAUCGAGGAGCUGCAGCCCGCCGCGCACCCCGCCUCGCCCCCGCCCCCCGCCGCGGCCCGGAGCCUCGGCCGCGGCCCGCCGCCCCUGCGCGGAGAGAGGAGGCACUACCUGCCGCUCUGGAACAACGAGGAUCCCUACGGGGACAUGUGGGUGGCGGAGCAGCCCCCGGCGCGGGUGGACGUCGACGUCUCUAAGCUGAUUUCCCUUGGUCAGCUGGAAACGACCUGGAGAAGCAGAAUUCAUUUCCGCCCGCUGCUGGUGAGAGUCCUGCACAAGUCUAGGCUAAGGUACUACGGGAAGCCAGAGAAGAAAAUGGACAUGCCAUACCAGGCUUACUUUGAAGUUGCUGAUGGUUCAGGCAUGAUGUCCAUGGUUCUGUGGAAUUCCUUAUGUCCUGAAUGGUAUAACAGUAUAAAUGUUGGCACCGUGCUCCUCCUUGAACAGUAUGCUGUCAAAGACAGUUAUCCAUUUAAAACACAGCCAACCCCAAGAGAUUCACAGAUGAAGAGAUUUACUACAAUUGAAAUCAGCCUCAACGUACGAAACCCACCUACCAAGAUAAGUAUAAUUUCUGAGGAAAUGGUUAAGCCAGAGUGGGGAUUGCCUGAAGUUAAAUACCGGUUUGUUACAAGGACAGAGCUAAAUGACUUACCCAACAAUCAUUCCUGUGAUGUUAUUGGCCUUGUGACCUUUGUAGGAAGGGUGGAACGAACAAGAAAGAAAGAAGAUAGUGAAGACUUCUGGCUCUAUCGUUGGGCACAUGCCAUUGAUGGGACCUCAGACAAACCGUUCAUACUGGAAAUAUUUGCAACUUCUCAGCCAGAUGUAUUUGAGCGUAUUCACCCAAUGACAUACCUGGUGUGUACGCAGAUGAGGGUGGUACGGGAUCUCUCUGAGAAUCCUUCCCACACAGUUUACCUUACAACGUCAAAUGAAAGUCAGAUAUUCAUCACAGGGUGGCACAAGGGCCAGCCAUACACCAAGGAUACUAAAGUGAAAAACUUCAUUCAGUGGACUAGAACACAGAGUGAAGCUAAUCAAAUGAGGAAAACUGUCAUUGGUGGAUAUUACCCUUUUCCACGACCUCCAAAUAACUUUCUGAAGUAUUGUAAAAAUAAUAAAGUUGAAUCAGUUUUGAAAGCCAUAGGCGAGCUGGGAGAAGAGAUUGAAGGUCUGCAUUACAGGGAACACAAGCGCAUUGCUAUUCAAGGAAUAAUCAGUGCCAUAAGAUACAUCAGCUGUAGCAGUGCAGCUGAAGAUGCCUCAGGAGUGGAACCUGUGCAGAAAGAUGCACAGUUUCUUGAAAGUUCUCCUGUGUCAAAGCAAGAUGACGUUCACAAGGGAAAAACAAGAAACCUACAAGCCGAAGAACUCAGGUCUUUUCGGGAGCCAAGUUGCACUCCUAGGGAACAGCAUCAGCAUCAAACUCAACUAUCAAAAAAGAGUGCAGCCAAGAGAAGGACUCUGCACAAAUCAUGUACAGACACAGAACAGGGAACCACAUCUGCUACUUCUGUAUCCUCCUAUCCCUAUUACACACGCUCAGCUAAAAAGAAGUUAAGCUUGAAUGAAUUUCAACGUGAAGAUUCUGUACAAGAACAGGCUCCAUCAGACAGCUCACAGUGCUGCACAGACCAAGAAGAAAUAAAUGAUGCACCUGAAACUGAAGAGAUGACAAGAACCUGCAGUUCAUGGCAGAGUGACCUGUGGGCACAAGUGAAAGACAAGUUGAUGAAAUAUUUGCAUCACAGCAUGAUUUUCCCAGAAAGCAUCCCAUGUAAAUUUGAUUACAUGUACAAAGACUUACUUAUGCAACAGUACAACCUUCAUGCAGCUGUGCAUCAGCCAAAAGAAACCAGAAUAGAUAAAAAUAUCAGUGAAUUUAAAAAUACUGGUGGCUUUGGAUAUUAUGAAGUGACAGUUCUGGGUAUAAACCACGAUGUUGCAAUAGAUGUUGCCUUUCUCCCAGUGUUUGGUCAUGAAGAUCCCCACUUAUUUCCUGUAGAGGAAGUUGAAAAUGAUCCGUUGUUGUCGUGCAUGAGUUGCAUCUCUUCUUGUCAGCAGGCCACUGGCAAUGGAACGUUUUGUGACGUGUUUUCACUUUCAAAUGAAAUUGUGAAAGCAGCAAUGGACCUCGACAGCAAACAUGUUGUCUGUAUCUUGGACGUCUGUCACCUGGGUGAUGACAAGGUAGAAGUCUUUCUGAGCAAAAUCUACAAGACAGUGGAAGCCGAUGUGCCAGAUCCAGUAUAAUUUAAUAAUUUAUUUUUCACAAUUAGAUACUGUUGAAAAGGAGGGGAAUAAAACUGCUGUAACUUUAAUACACCCUCUACACACUGCACUUUUCUAGAAUUAGCAGACAAAAAAAUACCAUUCUUACAAUAGAACAAUUGCAAUGGUCAUCCACAUAAAUGAGAAGGACAGUUGUUGCCUUUAUUUGUGACAGUCAUGGAUCACAUUAUUGCACAGUGUCUUGGUCACUUGUGUUCAAGAAAGAUGAACUGGGCAAUACAGUGUGCUUUUGAAAGGAGUUUGAGAAGCACGACUGUGAUUUCUCUUUCUCUACCUAAGUACACAGAUAUGUAGGAAAUGUAUGUAUUUAGGAGAGAACUUAGAAGAAAGGUAGGCUUUCCCAAUACUAAAGGCAGUGUUUGCAAUAGAAUUAACUG
This is a messenger RNA of Phasianus colchicus (ring-necked pheasant), 3890 nucleotides long. RefSeq names its product RPA1 related single stranded DNA binding protein, X-linked (gene RADX). Lineage: Eukaryota; Metazoa; Chordata; Aves; Galliformes; Phasianidae. The record is from RefSeq and is a predicted model, not a curated record. Gene Ontology annotation, molecular function: single-stranded DNA binding.